UGUAUUCAGCAGGACGUGUUUCGCUAUUGGGCAUGAGAGGCCAGGCCGCCUGCUCCUCCAUACACAAAUGUAGCACGCUUUGUUUUCUAAGGAGCAGUGUCUGGUUUCCCGUGUGUUCGACUCUACAGAGUUGGAAUCGUGUCAAGACGGGCAAACGUACCACGAGGGAGCCGUGAAGUUAACUCGCAGUCGCUUCUCCCUCACUUUAUACUACUUUCUUAUUUUGUCUUCGGCAAGCCCUGCACUACAUGGAAUAGAAAUUCAGUGAACACAGAGUUCUCCGUGCAGGGGUUGAGUGUUUUCAACGGCAUCAGCAAGGUGUCUGGACAUCGUAACCGCUGGGAAAUACGUAGAGAAAAGCACUUUUGAGGGCACUGGUUUCCGACAGAACCUGAUCAAGUAGAACGUCUUUGCGAAUCAUACCUAGGCAUAUAUUUACAUAUUAACGCGUGCAAGACGUUCUCAAUGUUAAAACUUACAUUUACGUGUCGUUCUGUCCUUUGUCACACAUCUGUAUCUGCACUGGACGCUUAUGGGCAGCAACCUCUGUCUGGAUAGAACGAUCCAAGGGACUAUCGUGGGAUUUGGAUUUUGCGAGUCGGUAUCUGGACAUUACACAAAGAGAGUCAGUGGAUGCUGAGGCCGGAAUUUUACGAAGACUCGACGUUAUCCCGAUUUGAAUGCCGUUGCAAGGAAUUUUUUGCUUUCUGUGCUGCAGGCAGGGGUUCAGUUUGCUUGGACGGGAAUAUGGAGAGAAAGAGGAGGAAGAAUCUUUCGAGAUGCGCAACAAGAGCGAGCUAGCGCGCAACGGGAUGGGCCCACUGGAUGUUACUCUUUCUCAGCCUACCCGCACAGUCAAUGGGAUGAAUAGCCUGUCAGAGGUGCCGGAGGAGAUGAGGAGCCUGAUCACCGAGAAGGGCAAGAUGGGCCUGGAGGAGGACCCGGAGCUGGUGGUCAAAGGUUGGCUGUACCAGAACGUUCACGGGGGCUGGAUCAGACAGAGGAGGUACUGGUUCAUCCUGACCCAGGACUCGCUGGACUACUACAGCAGCCAGGAGAAGGGCGCCCGGCGGCUCGGCACCCUGGUCCUCACCGGUCUCUGCUCCGUCAUCUGGCCCGACAAGCAGACCUACAAGGAGACAGGUUACUGGAGCAUCGUGGUGUACGGACGCAAGCACUGCUACCGGCUGUACACCAAACACUUCAACGAGGCCGUGCACUGGGCCUGCACCAUCCAGAAGGUCAUCGACAGCAAGGCCCCGGUGGAGACGCCCACCCAGCUGCUCAUGCGGGACAUCGAGGAGAACAAGUCCAACCCAGAAGUUGUGGAACAUAUCUACGAGCACAAUCCCAUCCUGAAGUACACCCAGAGCCCCCUCUAUGCUCCUCUGCUGCCAUUCCCUUACGGCAGUCUGGAGCACACCCACCACAACGGCAAGGGGUACACCACGGUGCGGGACGAGGCGGUGAAGGUGUUCAACUCGCUGCAGCAGCUGGAGGCAGCGCGGGACCCCGUGCCCCUGAUCCAGGGUGUGCUGCAGACGUGCCUGGACCUGAGCCCUCUGCGGGAUGAGGUCUACUGCCAACUGGUGAAGCAGAGCAGCGGGUGCCCCGCCCCGGACACGCCCGCUCACCUCCGCUACUGGCAGCUGCUCACCUGCAUGAGCUGCACCUUCCUGCCGGGGCCCGCCGUGCUCAGCUACCUGCGCUUCCACCUCAAGAGGGUUCAGAGCCAGUACCCGGACACGGAGAUGGACCGCUACGCCGCCUUCAUCUCCGAGGCACUGGACAAGACGCGACGCAGGGAGUGCGUGCCGUCCUGGGAGGAGAUCCAGGUGCUGAUGGGCCGGCGGGAGAUGCUGUGUACGGUGCACUACCCCGGGCCGGGCUCCUGCCAGGUGCCCAUCAGCUCCCACACCACCGCCGACGAGGUUGUGGAGAGGAUGUCGGAGCAGCUGGGCCUGCUGGGCAGCCGGAACACCUUUGCGCUGUUUGAGCAGGGCGCGCACCGGGAGCGGCCCAUAGCGGGCGGCACCAUCGUCGCAGACGUCCUCACCAGGUUUGAAAACCUCUCUGCCAAGGAGCCUGACUCAGACUCGCAGUGGAGACUCUGCUUCAAGCUCUACUGCCUCCUGGACGCGGAUGGCAUCUCCACCGACAGCAUCGAGUACCUCUUCCUGUUCGAGCAGUGUCACGAGAUGAUGGUGCGGGGCCAACUCCCGGCCUCAGAGGAGGACCUGCAGGCCUUGGCCGCGCUGAGGCUGCAGUCUCUGAAUGGCGACUUCAGCACGCACUCCCCCUGCCCGCCCCUGGACGAGCUCUUCCCGGGCCACGUGGUGGAGGCCCGGGUCCUGCUCGCCCUCAAGGCGCCCCCGGCCCCCCCCGCCACCGUCCCCGCCGCCCCCCCGCCGCCGCCCCCUCCCGGCUGCCCGCAGCGCUUCCCUGGCAGCCUCCUGACAGGGGCGCUGUGGAGCCACACGGCGGCCGCCGCCCACAAGCAGAAGGUGGAGCGGGACCAGCGGCUGCGCGGCCGGCUGAAGGAGGAGGGCGCGGCGGUGAUGGGCGCCAUCGUGGAGCGCUGGAAGGGCCUGGUGGGUUACAGCCGGCAGGACAGCAUGGCCGCCUACCUCGCCAUCUUCAGGCAGUGGUCGGGGUUCGGCUGCACGCUGUACGAGGUGGACUUCUACAUCAGCUCCACCGGCAGUUUCUCUCAGAAGCUAUGGCUCGGAGUGGCAGCCAAGGCGGUGUCGCUGUAUAAACAGGGUGAGGCAGAGGCUCUGGAGUCCUUCCCCUACGGCCAGAUCUGCUCCUACGGUGUGUCCGACAGCAACACCUUCAAGAUCAGCGCCCAGGACCGGGACCUGCUCUUUGAGACCAGCAAGCAGAUGGAGAUUAUGCAGCUGAUGAAUGCCUACUUCAGCGCCACGCACCAGCAGCAGCAGCAGCAGGGGGGCGCCGCGGAGACGGACAGCGGCCUCCGCCUUCCCCCCGCCCUGCUGGAGCUCCCCUCGCACCCGGUGUAAGGCGACCCGCCCGAAAACCUCCCCGCGCUCGGGAACCGCUGUGACCCGCGGGACAGGCGAGCGAGCAAGCGAGCGCGGCUCGGCCACAAACACACUUCACCGUACCGUCACGGGGGGCGAAAAGGGGGGGCUGUGCCUGGAAAACGAGGUGUUUCGGAGGGAAGGAGGAGCCUCGGGUCCACGGCCCCCAGCUCCCGCUCUACGUCACGUGGCACGUGUUCCCAUAGGGGGGGCUCUGGAGAGCCCACGUGGCUCCACCCCAGACUCCACACAGGCUCACGUUUCCUGGAACCCCCCCCUAACGCACCC
This is a messenger RNA of Megalops cyprinoides (Indo-Pacific tarpon), 3332 nucleotides long. Its product is annotated as pleckstrin homology domain-containing family H member 3-like. Gene Ontology annotation, cellular component: cytoskeleton. The coding region runs from base 681 to 3023 and encodes 780 amino acids. NCBI's taxonomy places the organism in Eukaryota, Metazoa, Chordata, Actinopteri, Elopiformes, Megalopidae. The record is from RefSeq and is a predicted model, not a curated record. The transcript is spliced from 13 exons.